Miscanthus lutarioriparius is the source of this 525-nucleotide messenger RNA. The record is from the annotation of a GenBank genome assembly. NCBI's taxonomy places the organism in Eukaryota, Viridiplantae, Streptophyta, Magnoliopsida, Poales, Poaceae.
AUGCUCGGUGGGGGUCAUGCGGACGCAUUCGCCGAUGCCAUCGGAAAGAAGACGGCUAUUGUGUACCUACGCGCGAGCGCUAUUGGCCUCGUGCCUCCUGCUCUACUCCGCCAUGGCUAUUGGGCAUUUGGGCUCAACAUUGAGAUCGCCUCUGUCUCCGUGGUCACGGCUGCGAGGAAGCGGAGCGGCGGGCUCCACCUCCACUCGAUGGCUGCGAGCGGGGGGCGCAGGAUGCCACGAUACGGGCAGGGAAGAGCUGCCGCACGGGGACAGCAGGGGAAGAGGAGGGUAAGGCAGGCGGACGGAAGUACCGGCGGCGGUGCAGGCCGUGCAGGAGGGUGGUGGCCCUACAUCCAGUGCGGCGGCGCGAGGACGGGAGCGCCGGGCGUUGGGGAAGAAGGGUCUAGAAAAGUGCAAGCUCUUUUGCCUGCUGUUGGACGGUCCGAUCAGGAUCUGACGGCCGAUAAAUUGGAGGCGACGUGGCCCAAUCCCUGGCCAGAGCUUGGCCCUGAUUUCGUAGUAUAG